AGAUCAAUAAUAGGGACAUAAUGGUUAUCUCUGAUUACAGCAUCAAUCAAUAUAUGUAAUUGCUUUUAAAUUUGUUCUUGACAUUUCUGAAUCAAUAAAGAAAAAUGCCUGGAAAAGGAGGAUCUGAUGAAACAGAAACCAAAAAAGAACUUUCAAAACCUACAGAUGAAUCAACAAAGCUAAAUGGAACCUCACUGGUACAGGGUCAAGCAUCACCGCUGACGUCAAAAGGAAGAGGACCAACAGGGAUUGUUACCGUGUUUCGUUACGCAAUGAAUGGAAUUGAGGAAGUAUGGAGAAAAUGUACACAAGAUGUUGUUGCUAGCUCUUUAUCAACAUACACUGAAGUACUUGCAAGAUGUGUCCGAGAUUUUCACGGAUUUCAUGUGUCGUCUCAUGAAGAUCAAGCGUUGAUGGUUUUCCAACAACCAUGGGAUGCUUUGAACUGCUGCCUGACAAUUCAAACUGCGUUUGUUGCCACUAAAUGGUCAGAAUCAGUAAUGGCCUGUCCGGCUUGUACCAGGGUGGAAGAACCAAGAGGGCUUGCUGGUAGAACAUUGGUCUUUAGUGGGCCAAGGAUACAAGUUGGUGUAACAAGAGGUAAAGUUGAUGCAGAUUAUGAUUUUGCCGCAGCCAGAACAAAAUACUCUGGAAAUGAACUUGAUAUUGCUGUAGGAAUUGCUAAACUUGCUAAAGGCGGGCAAAUUCUAGUCAACACUGCUGCAUGGUCUGAGGUCCAGAGAUCUCAGUUAUCUCCCUGCAUUAAUAAUGACACUGGAAGACAUAGGAUUGAAAAAAGUGAAAAGAAACAGAGACUUUAUGAGGUUCUUCCUUCAGCCUUAGCAGAACGAUCCAAAUGGUUUGGAACAACAUGCAGCAACUGUGGAGAUAAAAUAAGACCUGAUCAAGGAUAUAUUAAGGCUCUUGGAAGACACUGGCAUCUGAAGCAUUUCAGAUGCUGUCACUGUAACAAUCCAUUGAUGGACUCGUAUAUUGUUAAAGACGGAAUGCCAUAUUGUCUUGACGAUUUUUUCACCCUACAUGCACGUACUUGCCAUGGUUGUGACACCAUAAUAACAGGAUCCUACAUUGAAGCAAUGUCCAACUUCUGGCAUCCUAACUGCUUUGUGUGUCAGAAAUGUCGUAGAGCACCUGAAGGAAAUGAAAAUAUCUACGAAUUGAAUGCCCUGCCGUUUUGUUUAAAGUGUUAUCAUGAAGUCUCGAGCUCAGUGAAUUCAGCUCGAAUCAAAGCCCAGCAGAAACAGCCAAUGAGACCGGAAGAAGUCACAAAGCAUAGAGCAAUUAUCAAAUCGUGAAAGUAUAGAUAAACGUUUAAACUUCGUCAAAAAACAUUUUAAAAUUUUCAUAAUAUGCACAAAUUACACAUUAUACUGAGAUUGGUCAAAGUAUGAUAGUUUCCAAACCAGUGCUGUCGAGAGUCAAAGAUGAAAGCUGUUUUUUUUUUCAAUUGCUUGUUCGUCGUUUGUUGUGGAGUCCCCGGUUUCACAGACCUGGUUUUGAACUUAAAAGUAAAUAAAGUUAUGGAUAAAUCAGGGUACCAGAAGCUAAAUUUUGACAAACCACUUUGCAGUUGGUGGAGAAAUAGAAAUUGUUUUUAAAUAACCCACAAUUCACAGUGGGUUUAAAUUAUUCCCCACACAGCCCAUCUUCAAAAUAUACCAAAGAACAUUGUUAUGCCUGAAUCUGGCAGUAGAUUCUAUUAGCGAUGACAAUUAGAGGUCAAAAUUGUUUGUAUCCGUUAACCACAACCGAAUAACACCGUUUAAAAGUAUUGGAGUUACGGUGAAAUGCUACUUAAGCAUGUAUAGGCCGACACUUUUUAUUAGCAUUUACUGUUAAAAAGCGUCAGUCAUUAAUUGUUUACCUAGCAUUUCAUCAUAACUUCAAUACUGCUAAAGAAACGUCAGUUGUUGAAGUAGAAUUUCGUGCAUUCAUUCAUUAUUUUGCAGGUCCCCUAAAAAUCCUUGUCAGUUUUUUGCAGGUCAUUCGUUUGCCACCUCUGCUAUAGUCCAUAGUCUCCUUCCACAGACUGAAUUGUGAACCAAAAGUUCAUCAUUUACCAUACGAUUAAGCCACCUUAUCAGCUUUUCUCUCCCCCCCAGAGGUAAAUGAAACAAAAUUUGUUUCUGAAAAUAUACAAAACCAGUGUAUAUGCUUUCCUGUCUUCAUUAUUUUCAUGAAAUUCUUUUGAAAAUAUUUUAUUUAUAUAUAUUGACUUUGAAUUUUGGUGCUUUAUAACCAUUUUAAACCAAAGCAUAUAACUAUAUAUAACCCAAAUUCUUUACAAUUUGUUCAAAUAUAUUUUUUUUGUUCAUCAUUGUGUCUAUUUCUUUACUUUUUAUCACUUUCAUUACCAAUUUUAUGAAUCAAAUUUGUAAAACAUAUAAGCAUGUAUCAUGUAUUUUUGAACAAGAGAAAAUGCUCAAAUAUGUAGAAAAAAAGGUUGUUUCGUUGUCUAUUUCAGCACUUGCUUAACGAAAUCAAUUGUAAAGAAAUCCAAUUGGUGUGAAGAUUUUUCAAAUUGGCAAAAUUUUGGGUAAAACCUACACCCUUUUUGGGCCCAGAAAAAUUUUAAAAAAAGUUUAAAAUCGUGUAACCCUUUCCCUUCUUUCUUCUGUUAUAUUGAUUACAUCUAAUACUAAUUGAUUUCUAAUAAAUUCCACCAGGGUGAAUUUUUUUAAAUCGGCUAAAUUUUGAUUAUAACAGUUGCACUCAAGAAAUCUAUGGUAUAUAUUGAAAAUAUAAGAAAUGGAACUGCUUAUCGAAUUUGAGAAUGGCUUUCAAUAAUUUUAUAAUAGUUCUACUUUUAUAUCGGAUAGUAAAGCAAUUUUGUCCCACAAUAAGGUACUUCCGAAAAACAGUGGAUAAUUCCAUUUCAUGUCCAGUGUUCAUGAAUCAAUAAGCUAUAAAACAUUACAUAAUUAGGUAACAUCUGAGCUAUUAUUAUUUUGGGGCUUCUUCUCAUGGCUGCCUGGGUCCUGUUGGUAUAGCCUAAAUUUUUUUAUUUUUGUAAAAAAAAUGCCCCACACCACAUAGUUAUUUUCUGGCGGUUUUGAGUUUGAGCUAUGUAUGUUUAAGUGACGGUGGUCUGCCAUUAACAAUGUGUCUGUACAUUUUUGUAUUUUUUUUAUUCUCACUAAAUAUAUCUUCACAUCAAGCAACUAGUAAUCUUCCAAAGAAUGUCAUUUUUAUCUCGGAGAAUCAUUAUUUGAAAAAAAUUUAAAAGGGUAGAAAUAUUUGCACUCUUAUGGCGCCAUAUUGAACUAUGCAUUUGGAAAUCAGGGUAAUAAAUAGUGUUAAAAAUUAUUUGUAAAUUUAACUUGUAUCAUGUUAACAUUUCUUCUAUACAUCUAAAUGCAUUUGCAUUCAUUUUCACUUUGGUAUGGGAUGUUUCAAAUCACACAAGGACAAAUUUUGACAUUGCACUCGACUGACAGUGUGCACAUCUUGUGCAGCUACAGUGGUAGGACAUUCAGAAAUGAGUCUCCUUUGAUCCUGAUUAAGUGCAUAUGGCCUUGCUUUGAGCAAAUAUAUUUCCUUUCAUGGCAUAUUUGACUUUUCCCAUUCCUGGCUCUGGGCUAUCUGGUCCUAGAUUUUGGAUUAGACAUAUAACUGAGCUGUCGUUCUGAUGUGACAUAUAAAUUAAGCAAGCCCUCAAAAUCCAAAAUCGAGUAAAAGUUCCUAAUUAUUGUGGGUUUUUUGCUCUUGAUUUAUUUCAAAUAAAAAUUGAUUAUUUUAUUAAUUUCGCAAAACUUUUCUUGCACAAUCCUUGUAAAUAUUUCUGAAUGAGAUUUUACUUUUCUUGUUAUUUUCUUGAUGGAGAUGUUUUUGUUUUGUUCCAAAACGUACUUUUUUUUAGGUUUUCUCUAAUUUGCAUAAAUCUGCAAUUUCAUCACUCUACCCCAGCUGUCUAUUAUUUGGCAACGCGUAUUCGACCUAAAUAUGUCGUCUGAAUGCAGCAGUUUUACUUGUUUUUUGGAAUGGCAUGUUCGUCGUUAAAACGUGACAGUGAACACAAAAUGGUCUCAAAAAUGAUGUAUGAAAUAGGUUAGAUAGUCGUACCCCAAAUAUAGUUCACUUCAGCUUCUUGUCGUGAGAUCUACCACGAGCUAGUACGGAGUUUCCCAAAUUUUUUGGGCCGCGGGUCCCUGUUUGUGAAUCUUAUUUUUGACGAAUCCCCAUCCUAUGUUGUAUCAAUUUCUGUUCUUAACCAACAAGGAAUGAUAAUGUUUGCUUUGAUGAAAUAAAACUGAUGAAAGUCUGAAUUAAUACAUAUUAACAUUAAAUACUGGUAGGCUAACGGCAAUUCGAAGAAAUUAUGAUCUAUUUGUACAUAUUUCAGAUUCUUUUCGUAUCACUGCGGACCCUCUGUAUAGUCAUCACGG
Messenger RNA from Styela clava, 4406 nucleotides. The record is from RefSeq and is a predicted model, not a curated record. NCBI's taxonomy places the organism in Eukaryota, Metazoa, Chordata, Ascidiacea, Stolidobranchia, Styelidae.